Molecule: messenger RNA, 4445 nt
Organism: Daphnia pulicaria
Lineage: Eukaryota; Metazoa; Arthropoda; Branchiopoda; Diplostraca; Daphniidae
Gene: cora
Product: protein 4.1 homolog
Exons: 21
Coding region: 245-4069 (1274 amino acids)
Cellular component (GO): plasma membrane; cytoskeleton
Molecular function (GO): structural molecule activity; actin binding
Source: RefSeq, a predicted model, not a curated record
GUCAUGUUGUUGGUAGUUUGCAGUUGCAGUGCGCUGCAUCCCAGCGUAGGUGUGGUCAAUACGCUGUAAUUCCCAGCAAAACUUACAACCACUAUUUAGAAUUUUAUUAAAGUGGUGUUUCGAAAGUAAUUUUUAAAUUGUACCAUCUCGCUAUUCACGAGUUUUAUUCAUCAGUAGUGAUUUAUAUCCGUGGAUUGUGAAUCAAACAUACUGUCAAGGAGCGGCCCUGAACAAACAGAUAAUCAUGCCUGAAGCAGCUAAUUUAGAGGAUCCAAAUGUAAAGGAGAAUGUGAAAACUAAAGAUGAGAAAAAAUUGAAAAAAUCAGCUACAUCGAAUGGACUUGGUUCAUUUACAAGGGGAAAGCUUGUCUUGGCUCGAGUUAAUAUGCUGGAUGGAACAGUAACCGACCUGAGUAUUGAGAAAGGUGCAAAGGGACAGGAACUUCUUGACCGGGUAUGUGAGCAAGUUGAUUUGGUAGAAAAAGAUUAUUAUGGCUUGGUGUACCUUGAUCAAGACAAUAACAGAAACUGGCUUGCAGCUGAUAAAAAAAUCAACAAGCAGCUAAAAAGCCACCCAUGGGAAUUCAAUUUUGAAGUUAAAUUUUAUCCUCCUGAUCCUUCCCAACUUCAAGAAGAUAUCACUCGUUACCAGUUAUGUCUUCAAGUUAGAAAUGAUAUUUUGUCUGGGAAAUUACCAUGUUCAUUUGUCACACAUGCCUUGUUGGGAUCUUAUCUGGUGCAAUCAGAGUUAGGGGACUAUGAUCAAACUGAGCAUGGCACUGGUUCGGAAUACGUUCGUGAAUUACGUCUAGCUCCCAAUCAGACACCCGAGCUUGAGGAGAAGGUCAGCGAGCUUCAUCGAACCCACAAGGGGCAGACACCUGAAGAAGCUGAACUACAUUACUUAGAAAAUGCCAAGAAAUUGGCUAUGUACGGAGUAGAUCUACAUCAAGCACGAGAUUCUGAAGGAGUUGAUAUUCUUUUGGGUGUUUGUGCCUCUGGAUUACUUGUCUACAAAGACAGGCUUCGCAUCAAUCGAUUUGCUUGGCCUAAAAUUCUGAAAAUAUCUUACCGUCGAAAUGGAUUCUAUAUUAAGAUUCGCCCUGGCGAAUUUGAACAGUAUGAAUCGACCAUUGGUUUUAAAUUAGCAAAUCAUCGUGCAGCUAAAAGGCUAUGGAAAGUCUGCGUAGAGCAUCAUACCUUUUUCAGACUAAUGACUCCUGAACCUCCACAAAAAAUUGGACUCUUUCCUCGUUUGGGGUCCAAGUUCCGUUACUCUGGUAGGACUCAAUAUCAAACGCGACAAGCUUCAGCGUUGAUUGAUCGCCCUGCACCACAGUUUGAACGUACUCUGAGUAGACGUCAAUCCGGUUCUAGAAGUGUUGAUGCUGGAUUGGGGAACAGCAAUGUGAUUGAUCGUCCUCAGCGAGAAGUUAAAAGAACAACAAUGGCUUCAGCACCACCCCCGCCCACCACAAAACCCCUAAUGGCUGAAGGACCAGCUGAAGGUGAAUGGGAGGAGGAUGCCGGUAUGGGUGCGGCUGCAGCUGAACGUCGAAGGGAGAAAGCUUUGGAACGCGAAAAGGCCAAGCAAUUGGAGGAAACAGCGACACACCAAAAGUCAUUUAGUUCUGGAUAUGCUGAAUCCACGAGUAUCCCAUCUACCAGCAUUCACCAGUUGAUGGAACAGGAACAGUUGACUCAACGUCAUCCAAUUUCUUCCUCUGACGCACCGUUUAAUAACGUGAUAGGCAGCAACCUCACUCCAUACGAGUAUCCUAACCAAUCAAUGGAUGUUUUAUAUUCGCCUGUUAAUGCAAAUUCACUGGAUAUUUCUCAAGCGUUUUUGCAAGGAAAUAAUCGGCUUCUGGUUGGCCCCCAAAAAGCAUUCGAGACAUCGAACACACCAGCUGCCCACGCUUUUACCCAUGAGACACAUACCGAUGAAACCUCCGCUGACUAUUCAAGCAUUGCGAAAUUCAACUCUGCAAGUAGUCCAGAGCCAAAUCGCCUUGUGGAUGAACUAGUCGUUUUCUCUGAAACGCACCCAUUUGAAGAGAUGAAUCGAAAAACGGAAUCAAUUCAGGUUGAACGCCAGCGAUCGGUUGUUGAGCCGAUUUAUUUUUCCACAAAAUAUAGAAGCGAAACCAGCCAACAAUUAAGUGACUCCAGACGCUCUUUUGCUGCUGGAAUUCUUGGUGAGAACCAUGCAACAACGAAUCCUCCUUUUAUACCAGUUCAAACAAGACCCGUGAGUCAAAUCCCUGUUCCUUCGAAAUAUUUUUACUCAACGCCGUCAUACACUUUACUCAAAGAAAAUUCAAGUUUUAAAAACGUACAGAACCUCCCGACAUCUUCGGGUCUGACUAGCUCAAAUGAAGAGAAACCUGUCGGUGGUGUAGCAGUGAUGCCUCUCGGUGCAGACCUGUUGUCGAAGUUUCGCAAAGAUAAAACAAAAGAAGGAGUUGCACAACGACCAGUUGCAGAUCAGCCAGAAGUGUUGGUCAAAACCACCAGUCGCAGGAUCGGCAGUGAUGAAGAAACGAGUCCUUCUGCUUUAAAAAGCGGGACGACGGCUACUACAUCUCCUGGUUUCACUCGCUCCUACACAUAUGAUUCCCCAGAAGAAUCUGAUAUGAAACGCCGUUUCGAACCACAAAACCUUGGAUUUCGAUACGAUGGCCAACCCGUAAGCGGGACACAACAACCUAAUAGCCCUACAGGAAGUAGCAGUUCGGGAAAGAAAAAUGUUGGAUUAGCUUUCAGCUACGUUGCCGGCGAACAAGGAAAAGUGGCUGAUGCCAGCCGGGUAUUGAAAAAUACAUCUCCGAGAGCCGUCAAUAUCCCAAGUUCUUUAGAGAAAAAGGAGAGGGAAAUAACAACGAGUAACAUCGAUUAUGUUGAAUCGGCGUACUUGAAAGACAAGGAUGCUAGUUGGGGAUCUUAUGGGGAAGAAGCAAUUCGCGUGGGCCAAGCUGGCCUACAGAAGGGAAAGCCAACCAUUGCAGGUGCUGAUUCAGAUAGUGAAGACGAUCUUUCUAGUUUAGAAGAAUCGGUUGAAGAACAUAAGCAGCCACAAACAGAAGAAAUUAUGAAUGCGGAAUUAGUUGCGAGAGAAAUAAGCCAAAAACAAACGUUCGCCGUUAUGGCUAACACAUCAUUGUCUGGUAGCCAAGCACCUAAAAUCGUUAAAACCACCACUAAACAAACUAUUGUCCAAAAUGCUGAUGGAUUGCGUCAUAACAAAGAAGAAAAGGUCGAGGAUUUGACUCCAGGCGGUUCGGGAGCGGUCACAGUUGUAUCUUCAGUUAAUAAAGCUGAUUUACCUGACGAGCUCAGUACCGGAAACACACACAACGUUCCACAUGUCAAAGCAACUCAGGUUACGACACGGACAGCAUUGACCAAAGAAGACAAAGAGACCAAUUCGACCACUUCUCAAAUAGAAGAAAAGACCUUUACUGCUACUACAAUGACAACAGGCCAUCGACAAGAGCAGCGCGUCGUCACACAAGAAGUAAGGACGGCCACCAUUCUCACCAGCGCUGAGCCAACUCAGAUAACAGCACGUCGUAUGAGUAUUCAUAGCACAAGCUCGGAAGAUUCUGGCACGGCAGUUGAUGUUGAUCAGGAACCUCCGAUUGUGAAAACCGAAACAGUGAAAUACGAUUCUUCCUCCUUCUCCCCAGCGGCUGCUACAAAGACAACCUCGUCUUACCCUUUCGUGCCAACAGAAACUCGCACUGUGGGUAGUGCUGGCGAAAUUAGCCACGACGAUGAACAUAUCAAAGGUUCAGCGGUUGUCACAAAUUUAAUUGAAGAGCAUGGAGAGAUUGUAACCACACAAAACAUAACUUCGAAAACCCGUACUGUAGAAACAGUCACAUACAAAAAAGAACACGACGGUUUGGUAGAAACUCGUGUGGAACAAAAGAUUACUAUUCAAAGUGACGGAGAUCCGAUUGAUCAUGACCGAGCACUGGCAGAAGCUAUUCAGGAGGCAACUGCUAUGAAUCCUGAUAUGACAGUUGAGAAGAUCGAAAUUCAACAGCAAGCUCUAACGCAGUAGAUCUUGAUAUAGCGCACACUGUUGUGCUAGUUCUUUUCAAUCAACGUAUCGAAUAGACUUUUUUUAAACUAUUAUUUCAUGGAGAAUUAAUCACAUCAUACCUACCAAAAAGGCUUGAGUUUCGCGUCACUUUUAAAUAUUUUGUGGCUAUAGCUGUGCUCAUGUGAACCCCUUCAAAAGAAAAGUAAAAUUGGUUGUUUCAUGACGAAAGGAUUGAAGAAAUCUGAUAAUCCUAAUAUAUCUAUUAAUAAGUAAUUGCUUUCGACAAGAUUCAAACCAACUAAGUUUAUUUGUAACGUCGAAACAAUCUUACGCGGCUUCAAAGAUAAUUGUCGAUGUCGUAACUUUCAAUAAAAUUUAUAGAAUUUGUUUUAUA